This is a messenger RNA of Neltuma alba, 3237 nucleotides long. RefSeq lists its product as uncharacterized. Gene Ontology annotation, cellular component: nucleus. The coding region runs from base 103 to 2916 and encodes 937 amino acids. The transcript is spliced from 3 exons. Gene Ontology annotation, molecular function: transcription corepressor activity. The record is from RefSeq and is a predicted model, not a curated record. Lineage: Eukaryota; Viridiplantae; Streptophyta; Magnoliopsida; Fabales; Fabaceae.
CUCUCAUGUAAUGCCCCGCGAAUUCACCCUUAUGUUCAGCCAUUAAAGUCAGCUCUUUUUCACCAGGUAUUGAUUGAGUUAUUUGUCAGUGUUGCUUGGCAGAUGGAUUUAGUUUGCGUCGAUUGUGAUAAUAGUUGCACGGAGUUUAAAUGUAAUAUACAGUCAAGUCCUCCUGGUUCUCCUGAUAUAAAUGACAUAGUUGGAGCCCCACAGCUGAAUCCCCGACUUGGUGAUGAAUAUCAAGUGGAAAUUCCUUCCAUGACAAUUGAAUCAGAACGACUUAAACUUAUAAGGAGUCCUGCUGAUUCAGAAGUUGUGAAUGACAAGUCUCUUUACUUUGCAUUGGGUUUGCCUGUCCCCCUCAUAUGGAUUGAUGAUGAAGUGGAGGAUGGUAGAAAUGAAGGGCAGGAAUAUUUUAGAAACAAUGAUGGUGAUGUCAAUGUUUUUGGACCAGCAGAAACAAGUGAUGUGAAACCAAAUAUUACAUCAGACAAUGAAAUAGAAAUGAGCCCGAUCACUUUAAAACCUGUGACGACAGAAGAAAGAAAGUCAUGUCAACAAGAUCAAGGAAAAACUUAUGGAUCAGCUCCCGGAAAACUGAGUAGUUCUUGGAGUGAUGCUGACAUAAAAAGCUUUCUACUUGGUCUGUUUAUAUUUGGGAAGAAUUUCAUUCAGAUAAAGAGGUUUUUAGAGGACAAAGGAAUGGGGGAAAUACUGUCAUUUUAUUAUGGAAAGUUUUACAAAUCUGAUGACCAUGUUAGAUGGUCAGAUUGCAGAAAAAUAAAAGGGAGAAAAUGUGUGACGGGCCAGAAGCUUUUUACUGGAUGGAGGCAACAUGAACUGUUGUCUCGCUUAAAUUCAAAGGUUCCAGAGCAAGUUCAAGAUACAUUGCUGCAGGUUUCUAAGUCUUAUGCUGAGGGCAGAGCUUCACUCCAGGAAUACAUCUUUUCUUUGAAGUCUACUGUUGGACUCAGCAGUCUUGUGGAAGCAGUAGGAAUCGGUAAGGAUAAAGCAGACCUCACAAGCUUUGCUGCAGAACCUCCUAAGAGCAACCCAUCGUUUUCAAUUCAUCCCUCUGCCCCAGCUGGCAAAGCCUGGUCUUCCCUUGAACCCUGUGAUAUAAUAAAAUAUUUGACUGGAGGGUUUCGACUAAGCAAAGCCAAAAGUAAUGAUCUCUUCUGGGAAGCCGUUUGGCCCCGCUUGUUGGCCAGAGGUUGGCACUCUGAGCAACCCAACAACAAUCCAGGCUUUGUAAGCUCCAGAGAUUAUCUGGUUUUUCUUAUCCCUGGUGUUAAAAAAUUCUCAAGGAGAAAACUUGUGAAAGGUGAUCAUUACUUUGAUUCUGUCAGUGAUGUGUUGAGCAAAGUAGUAUCUGAGCCAAAUCUUCUUGAGCUUGAAUUUGAAGAAGGUAAAGUCGGAAGCUGCAAUGGAGAAGAUGGAUGGAUUUCAGAAAGGGCAUCAGACAAAGAUGAUCAAUCUGAUAGUUAUCGCCAUUGUUACCUCAAACCCCGAGUUUCUUCUUUCAAAACGGAUCAUAUGAAGUUCACAGUUGUUGAUACCAGUUUGAAGCAUGGAGGAAAGUCAUCUGAUUUGAGGGAACUGAGAUCUUUACCCCCUGGAUUCAAAAUAACCUCCCAACAUACCAAUCAAGUGAGAGGAAAAGAAAGUGACUCGUCUGGCAACGCAAGGGGUGAAAUUGAGGUAAACGCUGCUGUUAAGGCUGAUAAAGGGGACAAACAUUCCAGUGAAGCAAACCGCAGGAAAGGUACGUUCGAUAGUAUAAGCCAAAAGUUGACGAAGUUCACAGUAGUUGAUACCAGUUUGGUUCACUGUGGAAAGUUAUCUAGAGAACUGAGAUGCGUGCCAGUUGAAUUGAAAGAUGCUUCUAAGAAGAUGACUGCUCUUUCAAGAGAAGUCAAUGGGAGCUUGUCUGAUUAUUCUCCUGGUGAAAAGGAGACCACUGCACCAUUAGAUGACAAAAAGAAUAGCAGUAGUGUUAAUUGCCAUAGGGACACAUCUGAUGGUGAAUCAAUCAACAGAAAAGGGGCAUAUGAUAGUAUAAAUAAUAAUGCACACAAAAUUGUGGAAAAACAUCAAAGUCAAAAGGCCAGCGUGUCUGAUGAUAAGCAACUUAAGAAGAUCGUAAAGCAGCAGUUCAGUCGGAGAGCAAGAUCUGGUCAUUCAACUCACGCAGCUCCUCCCAUCAAACGUAGAAGAUUGACUGCUUGUGCUAAGGCCGAGACAAGCCGUAUUCUUGAGGUUUCCUCAGAAGACUCAAAAUCCGAAAAACCAGGACUUAGUCAGCCAUCAAGCCUUCCAGAAGACAGCCAAAAUAAUGCAUUCUUAAUUGCUUUUUCUGUUGAAGUUAUGGAAGAGGACAGCAAAGGAAGCAUUCCCAACAAAGAUUGCCUUGGCACAGGCAUGUCUUGCAGUAAAGCUGAAAAAUGUGAAUCACAGCCACCAAUCAACUUGAACUUACACCAGCUUCCACCCAAGUCUGAAAACGGUGAAAUGAUGGGGGAAGAUGAGGAGUGCCUGAGGCCAAAUGAUGGAAGUUUUACGUCUGAUGGUCAGAAGCAAGUUCCCAAGCCAGUAGGAAUCUCUGGCGAUGGUGGUUGUGUGGAGCAGAAGACGGAUGUAAAUCCCAGGAGGCAGAGCACAAGAAACCGACCGUUGACAGUUAGAGCCUUGGAGUCUAUGGAGAAUGAGUUAUUAUAUGUUCAGAGGAAACAGAAAAAGAAAGAAGUACAAACACCAAAGGCCCCAUUCAGUCCAUGCCGGAGGGCACGUACCAGAGUCAAAACAACAAUGCAUCGUCAUAGUUCAAGUGGUGGUUCUUCUGCGGGUUCAAUGCAAGAGAAACACUUGAAUGGAGAUAGUGAUGUUAACCAGGAUAUUAACAAGGCUCUUCAUUAGAAUGGUCAUUUUAAUACUACAUAUUUUGAAGGUGCCUGUGAUCGCGCUAGUUCUGACACCUGGGAACAAUACCUGAGUGAUCUUUACUAUUGUACAGAAUUUUGCCUGCUCAGGAGAAUGCUGACACGACGUCAGUUUGUUGGUGGUAAUUUUUUGCGUUCUCACAGCGUUAUAACAUGUCAUCUUGAUGUUGAUAAAGAUAGACUUCUUGUUAUUGUCUUAUCUGAAGUUCAUCUUCUUGGGCUCCUAGACAAUAAUUAUAAACAACCCUGUAUAGAGCUCCAUCCUGGGCUUCAAUCAAAUUCUCUGUGAUUCUGGCCU